Molecule: messenger RNA, 1987 nt
Organism: Syngnathus typhle (broad-nosed pipefish)
Lineage: Eukaryota; Metazoa; Chordata; Actinopteri; Syngnathiformes; Syngnathidae
Gene: lmo4la
Product: LIM domain only 4a
Exons: 5
Coding region: 260-760 (166 amino acids)
Source: RefSeq, a predicted model, not a curated record
ACGUAUUUAUCAAGGCAAGCACGCGCCAGACCGCAGCUCGCUUCGCCGCCAAACUGUGGUUGUAAACGGACCAAAAGAAAGUGAAAGUGGAAGACUUGUCCCCAGAGCUUUUUGUUGCCUAUCACAAGGGAGCUGUUGCUCUUUUCUUGAAUGACUCUCGUCGCGAGUGGACUGAAAACCUUCGGCAUUUCGCGGAUUUCAAGUUAGACGUCAGAAAGCUGUGACCAUUUCUUUCCCUUUCUCCAAGGGCCAGUGGUUUAUGAUGGUGAACAGCAGGGUGGAGGGGCCCACAGUGGCCGUAGUGGGAGGGACAGCAGGUCGGUCGUGCGCAGGAUGUGGAGGUCGAAUAGUAGACCGCUUCCUCCUCUUCUCAAUGGAGCAGUACUGGCACACGCGCUGUCUCAAGUGCUCCUGCUGCCACGCUCAGCUGGGCGAGUACAGCAGCACCUGCUACAGCAAAGGAGGGAUGAUCCUCUGCAAGAACGACUACAUCAGACUUUUUGGACACAGCGGCGCUUGCAGUGCAUGUGGACAGGCUAUCCCUGCUAGCGAAAUGGUGAUGCGGGCACAAGGAAACGUUUACCACCUGAAGUGUUUCAUUUGUGCAACCUGUCGGAACCGCCUUGUCCCUGGUGAUCGCUUUCACUACAUCAACGGGACGAUCUUCUGUGAACAUGAUCGGCCGGGAGGUGGACUACUCAGUGGACACCCAACUCAAAUGCAUGCCAAUGGCAUGAUGUCCGACCAGAAGGUAUGCUGAGAAACUAGAUGGAAAAACUUGAGUGGCUUCUACCUUCAACUCUUCUAUCGGCUUCCUUGUUCGCCUUUCUCCUCUUGUAAACCAGCUUGUCACUCUUUUCAUGAUGAGAGAAGGUUGAAUUGUUGCUUCAUUUGAGGGAGGAUGGUUGAACCACUCGACUACUGUCUCUAAUGAACUGUAGCAACAAUAGUGUUGUGAGGAUUAGCCAUGGCUGAAAGGAAGGGAAAAUACAUUGACAUUUCAUAGCAGUGACUUCAGCAAAAACCACGAUGCUCUUUGCCCACCCGUCCAAAAAGUGGAUAUUGAAUCUGGAGGUAUCACUGAACUCAACUCAUACAGAAUGCACAACAUUCGUGAGUUUUAUGGCAUUUUUUUGUGUUUGUCUGUUAAACAGUAAAAAUCCACAACUGUGUUUUCUGUGUUGUUCCAGGAUUCAUCUUAAUUAAAGGGGAAAGUGGUGGCUUUUUUUAAUCGUGUUCAUACUACACACAGAAUUAGCUUCAAAGCUUUUUGUAUCUUAUUUUUGUAUAUUAUAUAUUGUAUGUACUGUAUGUAUACUCAAUUUAGCUUUUUAUCUGAAACAAAAUGUUGCCUUUUGAAGAAUUGGUAUUGGCAUUGUGUUUUUGUGAUCUGAUGUUAUACUUUACUUGUAACUAGUAAUAACCUCUGUGAAUGGCUGGAAGCCAGUCGAGUGUGUACCUCAACUUUGGCCCAAAGUCAGCUGUCAGUCAACCUUUGGAUGAGUUAUCAAAGAAUUUGAUUAUGAAUUGUAAAGCUUGGUGUAUGCUUGGCGUAUGUACGUUCCGCGUGUAAAUGAGUUCGUCCAGCACCACUUUGGCACCCUAUCAUACUCUGCACGGCUUGUCACAGCGUGUAGUCUAUAUUCUCCCAUACAAUAGGAGGCAGUGAAGAUCGUCUACAUCACAUGGACAAUAUUUUAUUCAUAUUUUAACGUAAAUAAAUGAAACUAAAGAAUUGGGUAGUAGAACAUUGGUGUUUAAAACAGCUCUUUGUUGUCCGCCAUCUUUUCAGCGCAGGAGCUUCCGCGGGGUUUAGAAAUCUCGACAGGAAGCAUCAAGCAUAUACCAAGCCAUUUAAUUGUGCAACAGCUGAUGAAUCCAAUACGCAACUGAUCCACCUGGAAAGCUAAUAGCACUUCUCUUGACAUCGUAGCACCACAACACAUUGUCCAUUUGUAUAAUAAAAGAACUUUUUUUCUCACUUUCA